Messenger RNA from Phyllopteryx taeniolatus (common seadragon), 4847 nucleotides. It is a transcript of the gene gje1a, whose product is annotated as gap junction protein epsilon 1a. Bases 2505 to 3026 code for a protein of 173 amino acids. NCBI's taxonomy places the organism in Eukaryota, Metazoa, Chordata, Actinopteri, Syngnathiformes, Syngnathidae. The transcript has 4 exons. Gene Ontology annotation, cellular component: connexin complex. Gene Ontology annotation, biological process: cell communication. The record is from RefSeq and is a predicted model, not a curated record.
GGUACUGGACAGAGCGUCGGUGUGUGUGGGCGUGGGCGUGCGUGUUGUAAGAUGACAGGCUAGCGGGGGCGACCUGUACUUUUUGUCUUUCCACCGUGAGGACGCGAUGUUCCCACCCGAAAGCCAUUUGAAGCAAAAUGGCGACGUCCACCACCGCAAUUUUCCAACCCGACGACACCGACAAGCUGCUUGUUAGAUAUUUUUGUCCAAUCAGAUUGCAGCGUGUACACGUUGCCGUGCCAAUCUAAUCUGCCUAACGGCCGGUUUACAGGACUCGGACAACAAUGACCAUGGGACUCUUCCUCUAACCAAUCACAUUUCAAAUUCGCAUGCAUUUUCCCAUCCUCUGAUUGGUUGGUCGGCGCAAAACUUAAUUUAAAUCUGCACAAUAUUUGACAAGUGGAAAGCAGCACGUCGGCCUCGUGGUUAGUGCAUCGGCCUAACACUUCUGAGGUUCAUGGUUAGAAUCUGGGUUCUGGCUUUCUCUUGUGGGGUGCUGGGAUUCAUAUCGGCACGCCCCAAAAUGGCCUGAUAGCGCCCAUGCCAGUCAGUAAGCUAUUCAGUAGCACCUUUCAUAUUAUAACAACUAACUCAAACAGAGGACAGCGGUACUGUCCGACCGCCUGAAGCGUUUCCUAUAGCUAUAAAAAAAUGGUCAGCUAACCCCUAGCGAACAUCAGAAACAGCUAUGAUUAAAUGCAGCAAAUGCUAAUGAUAGCAGUACCCUGGUAUUGAGUGGUUGAAGUUAAGAAAUGUGGCGUCGCGAGGCCUAUUUAGGCCCCCUAAAAUCUUCUAAAUCGCCCCCAAAUAAUUCACUGUUUUUUUCAUUCUUAAUAUACUGUGUAUACAGUCCCCUCCAAAAGUAUUGCAACUGCAACGGCAAUUCCUUUGUUUUUGUUGUAUACUGAAGACAUUUGGCUUUCAGAUCACAAGAUGAAUAUGAGACAAAAGUUCUGAAUUCCAGCUUUUAUUUCAUGCUAUUUACAGCUAGAUGUGUUCAACAACUCAGGACAGAGCACCUUUUAUUUGAAGCCACCCACUUUUCAAGCGAGCAAAAGUAUUGAAACAUGUGACUGACGGGUAUUUCGAGUUGCUCAGGUGUUACCUUUUAGAUUGAUUGCUUAAACAGAUAGUGCUAGUUUCGGUUUUGGAUUUCACCUGUGAAAACUGCAUUUGCUGUUAAGCAAACCUAAACAAUGACAAAGUGUGACUUGCAGUUGUGGUCAUGGAACAAGAUGUCAUUUGUGUGUGUGCGUGUGUGUCAUGAGUGAAGAUCAAGAGGAGGAAAAAGGAGGAAGACGAAGAAGAUGAAGAAAGUGAAAGAGGAUGACGAGGAAGAUGAAACAGUAAUAAAUCGCUGGGUACUGGGCCCGCGACACUAGUGAGGAGAAGCGGCUCAAAAAAUGGAUGGAUGGAUGGAUAUAGCGGUACGGUAGGCGACUGGUUAGAGCGUCAGCCUCACAGUUCUGAGGACCGGGGUUCAAUCCCCGGCCCCGCCUGUGUGGAGUUUGCACGUUCUCCUGCGUGGCUUUUCUCGGGGCACUCCGCUUUCCUCCCACAUCCCAAAAACAUCCAUUCAUUGGAGACUCUAAAAUUGCCCAUAGGUGUGAAUGUGAGUCUGAAUGGUUGUUUGUUUGUAUGCGCCCUGCGAUUGGCUGGCGUCCAGUUCAGGGUGUACCCCGCCUCCUGCCCGAUGACAGCUGGGAUAGGCUCCAGCACGCCUGCGACCCGCGUGAGGAGAAGCGCGACAGAAAAUGGAUGGAUGGAUGGAUAUAUAUAUAUAUAGAGAGAGAGAGAGAGAGAGAGAGAGAGAGAGAGAGAGAGAGAGAGAGAGACAGACAGAGAGAGAGAGAGAGAGAGAGAGAGAGAGAGAGAGAGAGAGUGAGAGAGAGAGAGUCAGUCAGUAUAAGGUGGCCGGUAUGGAAGUUGAAAUCAAAGAAAAAAAAUCAUCUAACCUGUCAUCGUUCACUUCAAUCGGAUCAUAAAGAUGCUGGUUUCCCUUCACUUGAUGGUGAAGGAUUCCCAGCGUGUUAUCUAAUCCGCUCCACUUCGGUUAGGGUUAUCCAGUCCACGCUUUUGCUGCGACCGUGCUCGCAUUUGUUACCUGGGCUCUCGUGCCGCUCGUCUCGUUCAUUCCCGCCCACGGCGAUUCAAUGAGCCAAUCCCAACUCCCCUUUUGACCUCGCGCGGUCUGAACCCCCUUACCAGGAAGUGGAAGACGAGCGUCAAUCGCGGGCUUGAAGACAAGUGGGACUUCGCCAACAUUGUUUUGCCAGCGGGGAAGUUCGGCGUCGGGGUCGACGUGUUUGGUGUAAGGCCGAGUCGUCUCUGCGGAAUCUUUGCGGGGGUUUCGCCUGGAGUUGGACUCGGAGCAUAUUCAUGACCUCCGGAGGAGAAUUCCCGAAGACGCUGUCUUCCUGCAGACGAGCAACUUGAACCUCAGUACCCUCAGGCCUCCGACGGUGAUCGGCCAGUUCCACACCUUGUUCUUCGGCUCGGUGCGGAUGUUCUUCCUGGGAGUUCUGGGCUUUGCUGUGUACGGAAAUGAAGCGCUGCACUUCAGUUGCGACCCGGAUCGCAGAGAACUCAACCUGUACUGCUACAACCAGUUCAGACCCAUAACGCCUCAGGUGUUCUGGGCGUUGCAGCUGGUCACUGUGUUGGUUCCGGGGGCCGUGUUCCACCUCUACGCGGCCUGCAAGAACAUCGACCAGGAGGAGAUCCUGGAGCGACCUAUCUACACCGUCUUUUACAUCAUCUCCGUUCUCUUGCGCAUCAUUUUGGAAGUCAUCGCCUUCUGGCUGCAGAGUCAUCUCUUUGGCUUCCAGGUCCACCCACUAUAUAUGUGCGACGCCAGCGCGUUGGAAAAGACCUUCAACGUGACCAAGUGCAUGGUGCCCGAACACUUUGAGAAGACCAUCUUCCUAAGCGCCAUGUACACCUUCACCGUCAUCACCAUCCUCCUCUGCAUCGCCGAGAUCUUUGAGAUCCUCUGUAGACGACUUGGCUAUCUCAACAACCAAUGACCCCUCCAGCGGACGGACACAAACCGUCACCACUGCCGCAUCCCCACACCUUUGUUUCUCAUCAGCCUCUUGGUUAGCGACUGCUGGACUCAUGCGGAACAGGAAGCUAACCCAAGGAUGCCACGUGCAAGUCUGAAAUAGUCCACCCUUCCCUGAGGGAGGUCAUCCCACAGGACUGCUGGGAGGACAAGUAAGACGUGUCGUCGGGAUGCGAGGACGUUGACAAUGAGCCGCCUGCUCAUCCAUAGGGAAGCGUCAUUGCUCCGGACUGCAGGUGCAUCCUUCCUCACAACUUUAUGUUUGCGUGUGCAUGUGUGUGUGCGUGUGCGUGUGUGUGCGUGCGUGCGUGUUUGUGUGUGUGUGUGUCUGUCUGCACGCUCGCGUGUGGGUGGCCGCCUCCAGCCCAUUGUGACCUUUCCCGCAUCGACAGGAAGACACUUGUAGAUAACAAACGUCUCCAAAAAAGGACUGUGAUGACUUUCAAGGAUUUCCAAUAGGAAGAAAACAUCUUGCAUUCAAAUAGUUUGUCUUGAAUCAUUGUGGACUUUCAAGUCACAAUCGAUUGGUCACAUUUGUAAGAAAAGAGUCAAAGAGAGAAGGUUGUGUUGAAUAAUUGGCUUGUUGAAGGAAAUAAGUCAAAGGAGGUCUGAGCUUACGUAAGAAUAUCAACAAGUAGCUUUUAUUGAACAACAUCAAAUGUUCCCAUUUUUAGACUUUUGGUCUCAUUUAGAAUGUCAUAAAAUGAUUGACUUAUUGUCCAUGUUGACACUUCACAUAAUGCUGUUUUUAUUUUCUUAAUCAGACAUCCAUCCAACUUUUGUUGUGAAGGUUUCAUCUGUUUUUCAUCUCAGGUACAAACUUGCAUUAGCGAACAAAAGUGGAUCACUUUGAAUUCUUUUCAAGAGGAUUUCAAGGUGCUGCUGUGUUUUCUCGUGCAUGUAAGUGGAUGCUUGUAGGAUUUACUUCCUGUUCAGCAAAACAUGGUUAUUAGAGGACGUGUUAACACCUGUGGAGCCGGGAAAUUGUGAACUCUACGAAGCUCCAAACCAAAAGUGGAGCUUCUAUCAUUGCGUGUUUCCAUUUGAAACAAUCCCAAUCCAGGAUGAGAUUUUGUGUCUGGAACAUUUUCAACAUCAUUAUGAGGAGCAGCUUCCGGUCACUUGUUCACGAAACCUUGACUGUAACCUCUCUGGUGCUAAGCUAUUGGCGAUUAUUUGUGGUCAUUUUGCACACACUUGUGUUGCUGGCAGGUGGUAAACAACAUUAUCCUCAGUUUACUGAUGUCAUACCUCCAGGUCAUCGCUAGCAGCUCGUGAGCUGGCUGCCAAAACGCUACCAACAAGAUCACAUGGCACAAACAUGGCGACUACUACCUCAGAAACCGAGUCAACAUGGAGAUACCAUUAAUGUGCUAAUGUAGCUAGCAGCUAGCCCAGCAGCUGAAACCUUUACCAUGCUAAAUUGGACAGCAGCUAGCCUAACAGCUAAUAGCUUCAAAAUGCUCAAGUAGCUAGCAGCUAGCCCAGCAGCUUCAAUAUGUUAAUAAUUUAUUUCAGUUCAUCGUGAAACAUUUAUAGACGUGUGGAAUGAGUGGCUGACUUCAUACAUUUCAAAUAAAUCUGCAUUUUUCAUAUUUUGGACUUCUUUCCAACGUCUUCAUAUGUUGCUUCACUGUAAAAACUAAUUCAGUUUCGUUUUGUUUUUUAACCGUUGAUGCUUGUUUGUGUUUUAAGUCCUUCAGUGUGUGCAAAGUAAUCAUUGUCAACAAAAAGAGGCAAAUAUUCCAAGAAUACACUUAAAUAAAAAGUAUGUUUCACUUCA